ACAUGUUGACAGCCAGUGAGAUUCAGCAGCUGACUAGCGCACACAACAGGAUCAGGUCGGCCAAGAACAGGGACCCCUUGACAUGGGAUCCGUAUCUUGAGCGCUGGGCGCAGUGGAUUGUUAGGUGUCACUCAGACUACCCUGGGCCAGCGCAUAGCUACACUAACUUCGAAAGACUUGAACUGGGAGACGACCUUUACCGGAAGAUUUGCAGCUGGCCCUCAGAAGGUCAAGUAGCCAAUAUACAGCUGAUCCAUGCAUGCAGAACUCCGUACGACGAAUCUCGGUGUAACCAUUACACGAAUGUAA
Candidula unifasciata is the source of this 309-nucleotide messenger RNA. The record is from the annotation of a GenBank genome assembly. Lineage: Eukaryota; Metazoa; Mollusca; Gastropoda; Stylommatophora; Geomitridae.